Spinacia oleracea (spinach) is the source of this 480-nucleotide messenger RNA. RefSeq lists its product as uncharacterized. The coding region runs from base 1 to 480 and encodes 159 amino acids. The record is from RefSeq and is a predicted model, not a curated record. Lineage: Eukaryota; Viridiplantae; Streptophyta; Magnoliopsida; Caryophyllales; Amaranthaceae. The transcript has a single exon.
AUGGAGAGAGGGAUAAUCCGUAAUCGGGGAAGGAAGAGAUCAGGGAAAGUCGGAACGGCGAUUAGGUGCCUAACUGAAAUAGCUCAGAACUUGACUCAAGCUAUGACAACUCAGGUAACUCGCAAUAGUAAUAUUGAAAACUUUGGUGAUGUCUUUAAGAAAGUAGCAACUAGUAAACCACCUACCUAUGAUGGAAAGGAAGACCCUGCAAAUCUAGAAAACUGGUUUAGAGAAUUUGACAAACUUUUUGAUGCUAUCAAUUGCCCUGAGCAUCUAAAAAUCAAUAAUGCUGCGUACUAUCUAAGGGAAGAAGCUGACCUAUGGUGGUCACAACGAAAGAAAGACUUAAUGGCCAAACCUGAUUUUGAUUGGGAAACCAUGAAAGAAGCUUUGAGAGCUAAGUUUUACCCUCCCUACCUAAAGAAGCAUAAAUGCCUAGAAUUUACAACCCUUAGAAUGGGCACCAUGACUGUGAAUUAA